Brassica napus (rape) is the source of this 1476-nucleotide messenger RNA. RefSeq names its product F-box/kelch-repeat protein At4g38940-like. The transcript has a single exon. NCBI's taxonomy places the organism in Eukaryota, Viridiplantae, Streptophyta, Magnoliopsida, Brassicales, Brassicaceae. Bases 424 to 1209 code for a protein of 261 amino acids. The record is from RefSeq and is a predicted model, not a curated record. Gene Ontology annotation, molecular function: protein binding.
CUUUUAUCUUGUUGUUGAAAUCUGAGUGUAACUUUUUGGGUGGUUACGUACGGUUUUCCUCCUGCAUACAUUUCAUGACCAAUAAUUACAUAAAAAAUUGAAACUUUUGUACUGUAUGCUGUAAACCCUAAUCUUUACCCAUUACUUGCGUGGUUUGUGGUCUUGGAAUCAGCUUCUUAAUUAGCUAUUUACUCUUUCUUCUUCUUCUCUUUGUGAUUCUUGCUUGAUAUGAUAUGUCUAAACUUAGAAUGUCUGAACAUGUAAUUAAUUGUCUGAACAUGGAGAUGUGUGAACUUGAAAUGAUGUGUGAACUUGGAAUCUGCGAGUAGUGUUUGGUCUUUUAGGCUAACCAGUAACAUAUUUCCUUUUUCUUUUUUUUUGUGCAGGUUGAUUUACUGAUUCACUAAACCACAGCUGUUUCAUAUGUCUGAAUUAAUGGAGCAAUUCUUGGCGCUCUCAGUGUCUCCUCCUCUGAUUCCGUCACUUCCAGACGACGUCACCGUUGAUAUCGUAGCUGCUCGGGUACCCAUAAACCAUUACCCGGCUCUCUCCCGCGUUUCCAAGAGUUUCAGGAAACUCAUUGCCUCUCCUACGCUCUACAAGAGGCGAUCCCAGCUAGGCAUCACCCAACACCGUGUCUAUGCUGUCCUCCACAGCCGCAAAACUCGUGCUUCCAGUUUCUACAUCCUCCACCGGAAAGUCGACGACUGCAGUAACCGCUUGGUGGUUGUCCGGUCAAUUACUCUCAAGUCUUUCUGCGGAAACUAUGUCCCGGUGGGUUCGAAGGUGUAUGUGUUUAACGAUCUCGAUGCGCUCAGCAUUGACUGCACCUCUCACACGUCUCAGUCCAUCCCUGAAAUUCCUCAGCGCAUGGCUUAUAAAGUGGUUAACGUGGUUGACGAGAAGAAGAUUUAUGUAAUCGGUGAUUCGGUUUGUCAUGUCGUUAAGGAGAAGGGUGGUAUGUUGCGGGAAACGUGGAAGAAGGCAGUCACGGUGUUUGAUACAGAAACCCAGUUGUGGGAGCCUAAGUUGGUAAAGGAAGACAUGUUUGUAGGUGUCCUUUGGUCUGAUUCUGUGGUGAUGGAUGGUAAGAUUUACAUGAAAGAUUACAGCAAGGGCAACUCUUUUGUUUAUGAACCAGAUGAAAGGAAAUGGGAAUUGAUGGACGAGGUGUUGAAUUCUAAGGCCUGGGAGGGUGCAUGUUGUUGACAUGAAGAAUUAAACAAAGGGAAGUAGUGGAGGAAGUGGGAGAAGUGGCCAUAUCACUUACCAAAUGGGGAGGAGUGGCUAGUCCACUAUUAGUUAGUGGAGGAAGUGGGAGGAGUGGCCAUAUCACUUACCAAAUGGGGAGGAGUGGCUAGUCCACUACUAGUUAUUUAUUCUUCCACCAUUGAGUGCUUAUUGCUUUUGUUUCCUUUAAAUACACCAUGUAUGUUACACAAUUAAACACACAAUUCAAUACAAACAUUUCUUUCA